Molecule: messenger RNA, 2008 nt
Organism: Exophiala dermatitidis NIH/UT8656
Lineage: Eukaryota; Fungi; Ascomycota; Eurotiomycetes; Chaetothyriales; Herpotrichiellaceae
Exons: 3
Coding region: 779-1627 (282 amino acids)
Biological process (GO): RNA processing; mitochondrial translation
Cellular component (GO): mitochondrial large ribosomal subunit
Molecular function (GO): structural constituent of ribosome; ribonuclease III activity
Source: RefSeq, a predicted model, not a curated record
GGAGAAGGGAGCCAAUGAUGACCGAACAAUUUGGCUAUGGGGCCAAGGCAGGAAACCUCCCAACAGUUGCUCUGCUACUAAUACCGGAGUAAAGUGUUCAAUGUUGGUAACUCUUCAAGAGGGUCGGCCAGUUGGUCAGUCAAAUCAAGGACAACGUUCUCUGCGCAGCCAUUGGACAAAGCACCAAAAUCAAACAUGCCUGAUUCGAGGAGUUACAUUUUCACAUCGUACACUGCCGUCAGGCUGAUGGCUUUGGGCCAAUCUGGAAGAUGCCGUAUCAACAGCCCGGAAGCAAACUCCGGCCGAGGACGGACUGAAAAGAUCGGGGGCGCCGACUGAGGUAGAGCCCGAUUUAGUAGGACGCUGCACAGAUCACGGAGAGUCGAUCUCGACCUCAUUGAAGAGAAAAUUUGCAUGUGCGCCAGGUGCUUUACUAGUAGGAUCCAUGGGACAUGCAAUACAGUACCUGGAAAGCCGUCGCGGGCAAUACGAACAAACGGGCCUUUAGUUCAAGUUAUCACCAUAUCGCAGCGCAUUUCUUCUACUCCGCCGUACAUUUGUAAGGCGGAGUAUUGUUCCUGGUCCGACUUUCCCGCAGGUGGAUUUCGCGUACUACAAACUCCAGGCCGGAUUUCUAUAUGCAGUCCCGGCACUUUUUCAAUUGUCACCUACGACUUGGAGUGCCCUGCCUUGAAACAAGUUGUUCGGUCGCCGAAAUUCUUAGGGCCUCUGGAGGGAAUUUCUAGGUUCUACCAGCGCUACGGCGUAUCCUCUGGCAAUGUCGUCCGCCGCAAUUACUCCCUCUCGAAUCAUCCUCGACCUCUUGCGACCUGCCAGACGAUCAAGAUGCGACUGUGCAAACGUUCGACCUGUUAGCCGAAAAGUCCUGCGCCAAUGUCGACAUGUUUCCACGGCCACGAGUCACUUCUCAGAGAUGGAGGUGGAUUCAGAGUUACCUCCACGGUGGUCGCAGACACCCCCUGCCAUGAAAGCUCCUGUCCGUGCGAGCCCACCACGACAAGGGGUGAAGACAAUCCAGAUCAAUACCGACCAACGGAAACUCGACGACGUAUAUGUGAAGUUCCUCGGCCGAGGAGGGGAUAAGCUAUUGUCAGAAGAGACGAAAUGGCUCGCGGUCACGAGCAAGAGUUUUGACCAUGGGCGUCGAGGAUUCAAUGAUCGUCUCGCCUUCUUCGGGAAACGAAUACUUGAGCUCCAGUGCUCAUUGGGCCUGCUCAGUGUAUCGGAUGCCGCGAUAUUUUUGAAAGACAAAGACAAAGAUCCUCACGGUCGCGAACCGUUCCGGCAUCCUGCAAUCGAGUCUGCAGAAUGCCUGGUUGGAGGAGCCCACGAAUGGUUCACACAUCACAAGCAACUGGCAAAUAUAGCAACCCAGUACGGUCUACCGGAAGUGAUACGGUGGCAUCCCAAAGAUCCCGAACGCCUACAGGCAUCUGGCGCAGACCUCGUAUACGCACAAGCAGUUCUUGCAAUCAUCGGGGCGCUGGCUUUGGAGCAAGGCGGCGCGGUCGCAAACCGCAUAGCGAAAGAAAGAGUGCUUAUUCCUCUGGGACUGAAGAGAGAUUGGAAGCCCAGAGGGGAGAUUGCAGAACCCUCGCAGAUAUAACGCCACAGGUUCAUUUGUUCCUAUCACAAUAGCCUUAUGAUCGUGUACACUACAAAUAAUGUUUGGGGCCUCUGACACCGCCUGAGCAAUUUUGAUCAUGAAAUGAGUUGAGUGCUCAGCCAGCUCUUAUGGCACCUGGGAGAUUUGGUCUCCGCGUCUCUGAAUCGCAAAGGCUGGCAAUCGAGUAAACCGCAGAACCGCGACAAAAUGCCACGGUCUGGGAAAAUGCUGCAUUGCACUGUCUGUUGGACGCGUUGGUGGAAGAGGGAAAAAGCUGGAAAUUUUUAGAGUGUCAAAAUAUAGGUUAAUUCUCAUCACGUGGGAUCUCCACUGUAAAAUCUCAAGCACGUGAUGAAUUGCGCCUUAGCGUCUCAGACUCAC